Cariama cristata (Red-legged seriema) is the source of this 1764-nucleotide messenger RNA. RefSeq names its product GATA zinc finger domain containing 2B (gene GATAD2B). The transcript is spliced from 10 exons. The record is from RefSeq and is a predicted model, not a curated record. Gene Ontology annotation, biological process: negative regulation of transcription by RNA polymerase II. Gene Ontology annotation, molecular function: zinc ion binding; sequence-specific DNA binding. Gene Ontology annotation, cellular component: NuRD complex. The coding region runs from base 1 to 1764 and encodes 587 amino acids. Lineage: Eukaryota; Metazoa; Chordata; Aves; Cariamiformes; Cariamidae.
AUGGACAGAAUGACGGAAGAUGCUCUACGCCUGAACCUCUUGAAACGGAGCUUGGACCAAGCAGACGAUCGGGAUGAUGUCCUGGCAAAGAGAUUGAAAAUGGAAGGACAUGAGGCCAUGGAGCGCCUGAAGAUGCUGGCACUGCUGAAGAGGAAAGACCUCUCGGGCAUCGAGGUGCCCCACGAGCUCGCGGUGAAACAGGAUGGUGUGAAAGUCUACGAAGAAAAGCUGAAUGGGAGCCUUAGGCCCCAUGGGGAUGGCAGGACUGCAGGGAGGCCGGGGAAGGAAAACAUUAACGAUGAGCCGGUGGAUAUGAGCGCGAGGAGAAGUGACCAGGACAGGGGACGAUUAACUCCUUCGCCAGAUAUAAUUGUCCUCUCUGAUAAUGAGGCAUCCAGUCCCCGUUCCAGCUCUCGUAUGGAGGAAAGACUUAAGGCAGCAAAUCUUGAAAUGUUUAAGGGUAAAAGCAUAGAGGAGCGACAGCAGCUGAUCAAGCAGCUUCGGGAUGAGCUACGGCUGGAGGAGGCCAGGCUUGUGUUGCUGAAGAAACUAAGGCAAAGUCAGCUGCAAAAGGAGAACGUAGUACAGAAGACUCCAGUUGUCCAGAAUGCGGCGUCUAUUGUCCAGCCAUCUCCUGCUCACGUGGGACAGCAGGGACUGUCCAAGCUUCCCUCCAGGCCUGGAGCUCAGGGGGUUGAGCCUCAGAACUUACGGACAUUACAGGGUCACAGUGUCAUUAGGUCUGCAACAAAUACGACUCUGCCCCAUAUGCUUAUGUCGCAGCGUGUGAUUGCUCCAAACCCUGCCCAGUUACAAGGGCAGCGGGUUCCUCCUAAACCUGGCCUCAUCCGCACUACAACUCCAAGCAUGAAUCCAGCCAUCAACUACCAACCGCAAUCAAGUUCUUCUGUUCCUUGCCAGCGUACGUCGUCUUCAGCCAUCUAUAUGAACCUUGCCUCUCACAUCCAGCCUGGCACUGUGAACAGGGUGUCGUCUCCGCUCCCCAGCCCCAAUCCCCCCACCCCCCGGCCACCUGCAAAGCCCCCCCUCCGCAAACAGCUGGAAAAAACACUGCUGGAGAUCCCACCCCCAAAGCCACCCGCUCCCCUGCUGCAUUUCUUGCCCAGCGCAGCCAACAGCGAGUUCAUCUACAUGGUGGGGCUGGAGGAGGUGGUGCAGAGCGUUAUCGACAGUCAAGGGAAAAGCUGUGUGUCCCUUCUGCGUGUGGAGCCCUUUGUCUGUGCCCAGUGCCGCACCGACUUCACUCCUCACUGGAAGCAGGAGAAAAACGGGAAGAUCCUGUGUGAGCAGUGCAUGACUUCCAAUCAGAAGAAGGCGCUGAAGGCAGAGCACACCAACCGACUGAAGAACGCCUUUGUCAAAGCUUUGCAACAGGAGCAGGAGAUUGAGCAGAGGCUACAGCAGCAGGCAGCCCUGUCCCCCACCACAGCUCCGGCCGUCUCCAGCGUCAGCAAACAGGAGAACAUCAUGCGGCACCACACGCUCCGGCAGGCUCCGCAGCCUCAGAGCACUUUGCAGCGUGGCAUCCCCACCUCUGCCCGCUCCAUGCUUUCCAACUUUGCGCAGGCACCCCAGCUGUCCGUGGCGGGCGGUCUCCUCGGCAUGCCAGGUGUUAACAUCGCUUACCUGAAUGCUGGAAUCGGAGGCCACAAAGCGUCAAGUUUGGCGGACCGGCAGCGGGAAUACCUUUUGGAUAUGAUCCCUCCCCGCUCUAUAUCGCAGUCCAUCAGCGGACAGAAAUAA